Messenger RNA from Trypanosoma rangeli, 414 nucleotides. RefSeq lists its product as uncharacterized. The transcript has a single exon. NCBI's taxonomy places the organism in Eukaryota, Euglenozoa, Kinetoplastea, Trypanosomatida, Trypanosomatidae. The annotation marks the transcript as partial. The record is from RefSeq and is a predicted model, not a curated record.
AUGUCUCUCCUGCUCUCGCUGUGUAUCGCCUCCCCUUCCCGUAGUGUGUGGGUGGUGUCUUAUGACAGCAGACGGCAUGCCCACGAAUACCGCUGCCGCGUUCGCGUGAGACGCGCGUGUCGUGGACACGCAGCUUCUGCACAACAGCUGCGAGCCCGCCGCCGUCGCCGUACUGUGGCGCAGCAAACGACACGUUACGGCCACACGGGGGUGUGCGCGCUGGCGGCCGCCGCGUGCGUCGGAGGGGCCGGAGUCAUCGUAUCGUGGCAUUACCGCCGCAUCUACCGCGUCUGGCGACUGCGGCACCCGGCGUUUGUGGCGCAGCAGCGACGACUCAUGUGGUUCCUCGCGGCCUCUGAGAUGAUGCUGCUGAUUUUCCUGCUAAGCCCUGUGGGGUUCAUGGCGCAGCACAAG